AUGCCAGAUAUCUUCUCUGAAAUUCCUUACGAAAUUGUAGUCAAAAUUCUUACUUUUUUACCUGCAAAAGAUCUUUGUUCCAUUUCUUUGGUUAACAAAAAUCUUUUGUCAUUCACCCAAGAUGAUUACGUUUGGCAAUCAAUUUGUAUUAGUCAAUUUCCUGCAAGUCGUAUUUCUGAGGAACGAAAAAAAAUGAUCAGAAAGGAGGCUACAUCACGUGUUCAAAAUACGAGCGAUACAGGCAAUCAAUCAGAUCAAAAUGGGAGCAAUUAUUCAGAUCAAGAAAUUUUUAAAGAAUCAGGUCAAGAUUUUUUUGAGGAAUCAGAAUCAGAUCAAUAUUUUUCUGAGGAAUCAGAUCAAAAUAUUUUUGAGGAAUCAGAUCAGGAUAUUUUUGAGGAAUCAGAUCAGGAUAAUUUUGAGGAAAUCAUUUUUAUUUCUAACUUGGGUCCUUCAGUAGAAAAUAACAAUGAUGUGACCUUAGAAGAUGAAAUUGAUGCUGAAACUGCUAUUCAUGAUGAAAAACUUUAUAACCACACUCCACAUCGUUCAUUGUACACUAAUAUUGCCCGCAAAAAUGAGUGGGUCGAGUAUUGUUUACCUUAUAAAAUUGUUAUACCUGAGCGAAAAGUUGUUGAUG
Molecule: messenger RNA, 637 nt
Organism: Racocetra fulgida
Lineage: Eukaryota; Fungi; Glomeromycota; Glomeromycetes; Diversisporales; Gigasporaceae
Source: the annotation of a GenBank genome assembly